Phaedon cochleariae (mustard beetle) is the source of this 381-nucleotide messenger RNA. The record is from the annotation of a GenBank genome assembly. NCBI's taxonomy places the organism in Eukaryota, Metazoa, Arthropoda, Insecta, Coleoptera, Chrysomelidae.
AUGAGUGACGAUUUUCAAAGAAAACUUCAAAACGAAUUGGAUAGUUUCAAAAAAGUCCAGAAAGAGUUACAGAAAGCGAUUCAGACGAGACAACAACUUGAUGGCCAGUUGAAUGAAAAUGAAAUUGUAAUACAGGAGCUCAAUCUCCUUCCUAGUGAUGGUAAAGUAUUCAAAUCAGUAGGACCAGUUCUUAUCAAAACUGAACUAGUUGAAGCAAAAGUUAAUGUAAAGAAGAGAAUGGACUACAUAACUAAAGAACUCAAAAGGGUGGAUGAUCUCAUUGCUUCACUAGAAAAGAAACAGGAUGCUCAUAGAGAAUCAUUACAAAAAUUGCAGCAUCAGUUUCAGCAAGCUCAGGUGAAAGCAGCACUCCAUGCCUGA